Seminavis robusta is the source of this 612-nucleotide messenger RNA. The record is from the annotation of a GenBank genome assembly. Lineage: Eukaryota; Bacillariophyta; Bacillariophyceae; Naviculales; Naviculaceae.
AUGGCUCCUCCACCUGCACCUCUCCCCGAGACUGGCGCCCUUCGCGUGGUCAUGAGACAUCAGAGAGAUCCGGCUACCACAACCCCGGAUGAUUCCUCAUCCUCCCCCACCACUGCCAACCCUCAACUCUUUCUUAUCACCAAGGACUGCGAUAAAUACUGGCAAAAGGUGCUUGCGAGCAAGGAUAUUGUCCUCCGUGCCCAAAAGCAGUAUCAACUGGACCAGAACAAUCAAGUGAACCAAAAAGCCUUUGGAAUGGCGCGUAAUGAACUGUUUGCAUCGGCAUGGCACUACAAGUUUUGUCUCUCGCAUGCCCUCUGUCCACGUCCCACGCGAGUCUACAAUGGAUGCUGGCAAUGGGCACAAAAAGAAUUGGGAGACGAGGAAUUGCACGAAAUGAGAAAACACCGACUCUUGGAUACCGUCUGUAAACCCGAACGAGAAAUGAUGGAACGGUGUAUCGGGAGACUCGUGUCGACUGUGGUGCAGAAGGACUUGUAUCCAACAACUACCAGCGGUAUUUAUAGCAAUAGUAUGGAUCCACUGCUAUUUCAGAACAAUGAUGACAUGACAAUGGGUAUGGAUUCCAUGGUUGUGGAAGAUUCAGUUUGA